This is a messenger RNA of Zalophus californianus (California sea lion), 1187 nucleotides long. It is a transcript of the gene UPK1A, whose product is annotated as uroplakin 1A. Gene Ontology annotation, cellular component: membrane. Lineage: Eukaryota; Metazoa; Chordata; Mammalia; Carnivora; Otariidae. The record is from RefSeq and is a predicted model, not a curated record. Bases 1 to 822 code for a protein of 273 amino acids. The transcript is spliced from 6 exons.
AUGGCAUCCGCAGCAACAGAGGCAGAGAAGGGGUCUCCAGUUGUGGUGGGCCUGCUGGUGGUGGGCAACAUCAUUAUUCUGCUGUCAGGCCUGGCCCUGUUUGCCGAGACGGUGUGGGUGACAGCCGACCAGUACCGCGUGUACCCACUGAUGGGCGUCUCGGGCAAGGAUGACGUCUUCGCUGGCGCCUGGAUCGCCAUCUUCUGCGGCUUCUCCUUCUUCGUGGUGGCCAGCUUUGGGGUGGGCGCAGCACUGUGCCGCCGCCGGUCCAUGAUCCUCACGUACCUGGUGCUCAUGCUCAUCGUCUACAUCUUUGAGUGCGCCUCCUGCAUCACGUCCUACACUCAUCGUGACUAUAUGGUGUCCAACCCAUCCCUGAUUACCAAGCAGAUGCUGACCUUCUACAGUGCAGACACAGACCAGGGCCAGGAACUGACUCGCCUCUGGGACCGUGUCAUGAUUGAGCAAGAGUGCUGUGGCACAUCCGGGCCCAUGGACUGGGUGAACUUCACAUCAACCUUCCGGGCAGCCACCCCGGAGGUGGUGUUCCCCUGGCCCCCACUGUGCUGUCGGCGGACUGGCAACUUCAUCCCCCUCAGUGCAGAAGGCUGCCGCCUGGGCCACACAGACUACCUGUUCACCAAGGGCUGCUUCGAGCACAUCGGCCAUGCCAUCGACAGCUACACGUGGGGUAUCUCAUGGUUUGGGUUUGCCAUCCUGAUGUGGACGGUGAGAGGCGGGAAGCCUGUGGGCGAGGGGGGGAUGUGGGUGUGGGGCUGGAGCGCCCCUCACCUGACUGCCUCCUCAUCCAGCUCCCUGUGAUGCUGAUAGCCAUGUAUUUCUACACCAUGUUGUGAGGAAAAAGGAGGGAAGGCCACGUGCGCACCUCGGCCGCCUCCUCCUUCUCCCGUUCCGGUUUCCUCCGGCUGAGGUCUGGAUGCCUGCCUCACGUCUCCCCUUCCCACCUCCCUUAACCUUCCCUCCUUCCUCUCUUUUACCUCUUCCUUCUCUCUUUUACCAACUUUCUGAGCCCUGCUGAGACUUGGGGGUGCCCUGAAGCCCUUGGACAUGUGUACAGGGACCCUUAGCCCUUGACCUCAUUUCACUCUGCUGAUUCCUGGCGCAUCUUUCAGUGUCAGCUUAAAGUCCUGUGCUCAAGGGACCCUUCCCAGAUCCCACUACCCACA